CAUGAGCCAUGGCUGUUGUUUCACCAUGAGCCCAUAACUGUGUGACUCGCCAUGACUGGUACGAUUCGCACGCGCAGCCAGCCAUCGGUGGUGGCCAGCCAUGAAGAAUCAGAUCCCAAACCGCAUCACUGCUCUGGGCAUGUUCGGGGGAUCUUGGCCACACUGCUGGGAGCUUUGAGCCUGGCAAUUGCAGCACUCUUGGUCAAAGUGUGCGCGAAGUCCUUGAGCACACUAGACAUCCUAUGUGGACGCGCAAUCUUGCAGACCUGCUUUGUUGGUGUGGUCUUCCUGACCCGCUGCGAGUCUCCUUGGGGCCCGCGAAACUUGCGUGGCUGGUUGAGUCUUCGGGGCUUCCUGGGCUGCUGCGCCGUCGUUUUCUACUUCAUGGGGAUCAUUGCGUUGCCUUUGUCCGACAGCAUCUCAAUCUAUAGCGUCAAGCCCAUCUUCGCCGCGCUUUUGGGCGCAUGUGUCUUAGGCGAGCCCUUGACGUGCAUCCAUGCGAUUGCAACAGGUCUAUCGCUUUGUGGUUGCAUCUUGGUGGCGAAGGAGGAGCACGGAGCAUCCAAAUCCAAGCAUGCGGCAGACCUAUAUUUGGAUCCAGUCAUUGCCGUGGUGCUGCUCCUUUUGGCUGCCCUCAUGGCCGCUGGCACCACCAUCACCACGCGAAAAGUCAUGGCAGGAACAGCGCUGAAAGCCGAAGUGCCUGUGUGGUACUUUUGUUUCAUGGACCUCCUCCUGCUGGGCAUCGCGACUCCAUUUGUGUACGGCACCUCAUUUGGAAAGCGAUCUGGAGACAUUAGCUGGCAGCAUUUGGUCGCCCUCGCAGGCGUCGCGAUUUGCUCCGUCUUGGGGCAGCAACUUUUUACCUUGGGCUUGCGGCACAUCCCUUCGGCCUUGUCUACCUUGCUUUUGCAGAUGGAGACAGUGGAUGCGUUCAUCCUUCAAAUCGUUUUCGUGGGCAAGGUUGGCCCUAUGAGCCUCGUGGGCGCUUCUUUAAUUUGUAUUGGAACUGCUUCACUGGCCCUGUUUGAGUUGCGUGCAACCCGCAGGGAUGCAGAAUCCGAUUCGAGUCCCUUGAGUGGUGAUUCCUGCGGCGCCAGUGGCAGCAUCGACAGCCGCGACCUGGAGUCGCACCCGGUGGGUCAUGCUGUGGAGGAAGAAGCUGAACACCUGAACUGACCCGACCCGAAGACGUCAAUGCGUUUUGCACGGAAAAAGAUGAACCACGGUAUCAAGGUGUUUGAAGGUGUGUAGGAGAACGGUAUGGAGAUGAAGUUGAAUGAAGACGUGCAGCAAUGGUGUGCCUUUUGCUCGCCGACCAUGUGUUUGCCAAUCCGGUCCACGAUUGAUGGCCAUUUAUGGCCCCCCUAAGGGGGGGGGGGGCAGGACGGAUCAAAAAAGUUGUCUCUUGCAGGUGACUUUGCUGCUGAUUCAGAGUUGGCUAGAAAACAAGCGUCACGUCGAAGGGUUGCAAGGAGGAGUUUGGACUUGGACAACUAUAUUCAUUCUCGCAGUAUGAUUCUCAGCCAAUAUAGUUUGUUAGAUCUAUCUAUGUUGCACUGGUCUUAGGUAUUCG
Molecule: messenger RNA, 1576 nt
Organism: Durusdinium trenchii
Lineage: Eukaryota; Dinophyceae; Suessiales; Symbiodiniaceae
Source: the annotation of a GenBank genome assembly